GAGGAGGAGGAGGAAGAGGAGGAGGGGUCGUCCUGUCCUGUCCAGUCAGAGGAUCUGAUCCGGGAUCUGUUCGGCUUUCUCACUCAGACAGACGGCGGCUUCUUCCGAGGCUGAACUGACGGAUUCACCGUGGAAAACUUUUCCUCCCCUCGCCGCGGAGGAUUUCACUUAAAAUACAGGGAGAGCCAGACGGUUCGCUGUUCCGGGGGGAAAACAAAAAACGCAACAAACAUGGAUAAAUACGAGGAUUUGGGACUGGAAGCGAGCAAGUUCAUCGAGGACCUGAACAUGUACGAAGCAUCCAGAGACGGGCUGUUUCGCAUGAGGAGGGAUGCGGGGAACAACCCGGACUUCGAGGAGACCAGGAGGGUGUUCGCCUCCAAGAUGACCAAGAUCCACAUGCAGAAGCAGCAGGAGGAGCUGGCCCAGAGCAGCCAGCUCAUCAGGAUGAACGGAGGCCACCACACCAAGGACCGGCCCCCCAUCAACAGCCUCAGACAGCCGGGGGAGACGGCGGCCAAGCCCCCCAUGCUGGCGGGCCCGGUGCCGGUUCCGGUGCCGGUGGCCCCGUGCGUCCAGGCGGAACCUCCAGCCGGCAGGCCGCUCGGCUACGGAAGCAAUUAUGAUAACAAGGAGCCGCAUUCCUCCUCCCAUCACAGCAGCCCUGCCAUGCCCGGCCAUGGAGGGGCACCAAGCGCCCUGCAGCCCGUGGCCCCCUCCAGAGGGGGCCAGCAUGCACCCUUCCUCUCAGCCAGCGCCACAUCCCACAAUCAGCAUCAUCCUCAGCGCCUGCAGGCAUCUUCCCCCGUCAGUCCGGCACAAGCGACCGGCCAGGGCCCGCUGUCCCCGGCUGGUGGGACAGGCAGGCCCGCGGGUCCUGCCGCCCCGGACGGCGUCCCCGCCCUGCCCCUGAGCCUCUUCACGGGCGAGGCCGACCUCCACGCGCGGCAGCCUUCCAGCCAUCGCCAGCCGUCCUCCAUCCCCUCCGCCAGCCCCAACGGUCCUGCAGCCGCGUCCUUCGUCCACGAGACGGCCCAGCCCAGGGCCCAGGUGACCUCUGCGGCCCCGGCUCAGAGCCACCAGAUGCCGGCCGGCGUGCGGGUCCACAGCGAGGGUCCCGGGGGCCCCUGCUCCCCCAGGCCUGUCCAGAUGCCUCAGACCGCUCAGACCGCGCAGGCGUUGGACCAGGGACCCUCCGCCGCCGAAGUCAAACUGGAGGCUCUGACUAAACAGCUGGAGAAAGAGAUGGACGCCCAGCCGAAAUCAGACUACUUUGGAGUCUGCGUGAAGUGCAACAAGGCGGUUUACGGCGCUAACCAGGCCUGCCAGGCUAUGGGCAGCCUCUACCACGACACCUGCUUUACCUGCAGUGCCUGCAGUCGAAGGCUCAGAGGGAAGGCUUUCUACUACGUUGGAGGGAAGGUUUUCUGUGAAGAGGACUUCCUGUACUCUGGCUUCCAGCAGUCUGCUGAUAAGUGUAACGCGUGUGGACAUCUGAUCAUGGACAUGAUCCUGCAGGCUCUGGGGAAGUCGUACCACCCGGGCUGUUUCCGCUGUGUGGUCUGCAACGAGAGCCUGGAUGGCGUGCCCUUCACCGUGGACACGGAGAACAGGAUCUACUGUGUCAAAGACUACCACAGGGUCUUGGCCCCUAAAUGUGCAGCCUGUAACCAGCCAAUCCUGCCCUCAGAGGGCUCCGAUGAAACCAUCCGAGUCGUAUCCAUGGACAGAGACUACCACGUCGAAUGCUACCACUGUGAGGACUGCAAGAUGGAGCUGAACGACGAAGAGGGUCACCGCUGCUACCCCCUGAACGGCCACCUGCUCUGCCACUCCUGCCACCUGAAGCACAUCCAGCCUGGCUGUCCUCCCUCCGUCGCCGCCUCCACGUACUGACAGCUCUGUGGGCGCAGGGCGACACCUGGUGGAUCUGAGGAGGAACUGCCAAGCAUGGCAGCAGGAGCGAACGCGUUCAAUUCUUGUUGUAGAGGAUUGAUUGGAUUAUUAUUCCACCGUCUGGUGUGGUGCUGUGUGUUUGGGAUGGGAAUACUGAUGAAGUUACAUCCAUGCGGGACGUCUGGCAGGCAGGAAACAGUAAUGAAGUAUUGUGAUACCGCAGAGCUCUCCUUGGGAAGCAGAGACGGCUUGCAGACUUUGCAGAAGUGUUGCCAUAUAGUUAUUUUUCAAAAGAUAUCAGUUGCUUUGUCUUUGUAAAUAUUUUCUGAUCUACUAGCUUUCUAUCUGGAGUGCCUUCAAGUUCACAUGCGUUCCUCCAUAGCGUCUACAGAAAGCUUAUAGCCUCAUUCGGAUGCAAGAGUUCUUCUUUCCCAGGUUUUAAUCCACAGAUUGUUUGAAGUCAUUCAUGAAUUGUUUCAAAAGUUGCUGACUGUUAUCAGAAAGCAAAGAACAAUUUCAAAAAUCUAAAGUUAUGUUCCUAAUCAUUUUUCUUGUGCAUCAUAGAAGUCCUUCAUCUCAUCGACUCUGCGCCAGUUUUCUCACAUUUCUGCCAAGCAGAACAACAGCUUCAGUUUUCUAGAUAUAAAUUAUAUGCAAACCAAAUGACUUCUGAACAACCUCCUCACAUUGUUGUCAGAAAAUGUCCGCUUGCUCCAGUCUUUGCUACGGGCUUCCUAACUCACACCAUUACAGAUCUUUUUCUCCUUUUUAAACCUGAGAAACGACUCUCUAAGAUAUCAGGUAGCACUAUUUUUCUAUUGAAAGGCGGCAGCCCUCAUUGUUGUAAGUACUAAUUGCUUCUCUUGGGUUUUUCUGUCUAACAUUAGGCUGGUAGAUCUUGGUAUUUAUUUUUUUGAAAGAUGCAUAUAGUGUAUUCUUGGCCUGUUUUUCCCUCUUUUACUUUGACACACCAUAGUUUGAUAAUGUCAGACAUAUAGAAAAUAUGGUGAAUAAUUUAUACCCAGCCCAUGACCUAAUCCUACACACACGCUAAGUGGGUUUGCAGAGUAAACAGUUUAGUCUUCAUCUUCUGACUUAACUAACUCAGUACUUUUGUGUCUUGCCAUUCAAAAACUUGGCGUCUAAACCAGCCUUUGGAUAAGAUGAACAGCAAGCAGAUGCAUUGAGCUGUGUGGUUAUUGUAAAGAUAUUUAAUAAAUUUCAAUAGACAUGCA
Molecule: messenger RNA, 3131 nt
Organism: Fundulus heteroclitus (mummichog)
Lineage: Eukaryota; Metazoa; Chordata; Actinopteri; Cyprinodontiformes; Fundulidae
Product: Wilms tumor protein 1-interacting protein
Exons: 9
Coding region: 232-1896 (554 amino acids)
Biological process (GO): positive regulation of miRNA-mediated gene silencing; negative regulation of hippo signaling; response to hypoxia
Cellular component (GO): nucleus; transcription regulator complex; P-body
Molecular function (GO): transcription corepressor activity
Source: RefSeq, a predicted model, not a curated record